This is a messenger RNA of Hyalella azteca, 396 nucleotides long. RefSeq names its product coatomer subunit gamma-2-like. Lineage: Eukaryota; Metazoa; Arthropoda; Malacostraca; Amphipoda; Hyalellidae. The record is from RefSeq and is a predicted model, not a curated record. Gene Ontology annotation, molecular function: structural molecule activity. Bases 1 to 381 code for a protein of 126 amino acids. The transcript has 2 exons. Gene Ontology annotation, cellular component: endoplasmic reticulum-Golgi intermediate compartment; Golgi membrane; COPI vesicle coat. Gene Ontology annotation, biological process: protein secretion; intra-Golgi vesicle-mediated transport; endoplasmic reticulum to Golgi vesicle-mediated transport.
AUGACUAUUGACAGCUGUGCGAUCAGACAAGUCUGUGGUCUUGACAAGUCUUCAUUUGCGCAGUUCGACUGCACCAACACACUGAACGACCAACUGCUGGAGGACGUGAGCGUCGUGGUGGAGGAGGACGGCUCCAACUGGCAGAUCCUGCAAACCCUUCCAUGCGCCUCUCUGCCCUACUCCUGCCCCGGCACCUGCUACGUGCUCCUCGCCAUCCCUGAGGACAUUAUGAGCACCACAGGCACCUUCACCGCGUGCCUGAAGUUCCAAGUGCGCGACUGCGACCCCAUCACCGGCGAGCCCGAGACCGAGGAUGGCUAUGGCGACGACUACACGGUAAAGUUCCUUUAUUUUGUCGCGGCAUUCCGCUCUAACUUUUGACUACUUAGUUAUAAA